UGACAGGAUGUAGCAUUAGCUGUAAAAUAUGACUUAUUUCAUAACACAGCCAGUGUGUAACUUUACCUGACGGGACGGGAAUGCUAACUCCAUUGACCUCUUACGUGCGCGUGGCUGUGUACUGUAUAAAUAGCUGCUAUUUCAACUAUUAGACACAUUCUCCGGUGUUGUGAAAGAAAGUCGCUACGCAUGCGUUUCAUAAGUGAAAUAGUUUAUUUGGGUUUUAUACGCGCGUGCGUGAUUAAGAAAGUUCACAUGGCUUUUUAUAUCACGAUAUGCAUGUUUUUUGUGGCAUAGUUAUAGUGCAGAUAUUAUGUUUAAACGGUGGUUUCUGCAAUGUUGCUUACAUUUGUGGUUCCUGUAGUUCUUCUACGAAUACCACUAUGGUUAUGAUAGGGAAACCAUGGUUAUUUUUAUUUUUGAACUCCGGGGUUGGAGGCGUAACGUUACUAAGUUGACAGCCCAUGGCGUAUGACACCGCCUGCACAAUGAACGCUACUUUUUCCUUGUUACUUCUCCCAACGCAUAAUACUUAUACAAUACAGACAGUUUAACAGACAAUGUUUAUAUUAUGUGUAAUUUUGUAAGGUUCAUUGUGGUAUGUCCUCUUACUUAUUUAGGUGAAAGCGUCUCCACCUCUUUUGUUUAUAACACAAGCAUUGUGGAAGUGAGUGUGCCCGGCUGGUGAAAAUGACUACAGACCGAGAGCCUCCUGUCACUGCUAAACUCCUCCAUCUCAUGUUUCUUUCCACCUUCUGGGGAAUGCAGAUAUGGGUCACCUUUAUAUCAGGCUUUGUGAUGGACAACCAUCUAAACAGGCACACGUUUGGCUUCAUCCAGAGCCGGCUCUUCCCGUACUACCUGCAUAUAGGCUCUGCCUGUGCUUUCUUUAACCUCACUAUUUUUGCCAUGUACCAUCCCAGCGAUCUGAUGGAUGACAAAGAGGCCUUCCAGAUCUUAAUUUAUUUUGUCUGCGUGACUGUAGCUGCAGUGAAUGCCCAGUGGUUCGGUCAGAUGACCUCAGAAAUUAUGGCAGACAUGCACUUGAUUGAGCAGGCCUGUGGGUUAGGUCAAGACAUCGGACUCUCGUCCAAUCGGGAGGCUUAUGCCAAGCUUUGUGAGACAGACCCUAAGUAUAAACGUUUGAGUGGCCGUCUACGGUUGUACCACCUGCUUUCCUCACUUUGUAACCUAUGGUGUAUCAUAUGUAAUGGAUACAGUCUAUAUUACCUGGCGGAGAACCUCACCACACUAUGAUCGCCUUCCAGCUCCUCCCCACAAUGCAAUGCAAAACACUCAAAAUCCAUCAUUGAUGAACUGCUCUCAGGUACUGGAUUAUCUACAGACAAAUCUGGUCAUUGUUGUAACAGUUUGUGUCUUUUAAGUGUUUGUUUAAUGUCUGUUAUGUAUAAUUAUUGUUUCUAGAUUUUUUUACAUUGGGAGAUGUAACACCCUGCAUAGUCUGUAAAUGAGAAAUGAGUUGAUAUCAGAAACUUAAAUCGAAACAAAAAAGAAUUGUAAACGCAGAGGGGAUAUUUGAUGAUUUUUUUCUAUCACAAAACAACCAAGUUAUAUGGUAUGUUCAGUAUAUAUUAAUGCAUUACUCAAUGAUUUGAUGCAGUUGUUUUUUAAACACUAAUUUAAUGUUUUAUCAUAAAGGUCAGUUCACAGCGAGAUCACAGGGAUGCACUGCAUGCUAAAUUUAUAAUUAUUGUAGUAGUUAUUCUGUCAUAAUGGUCCAGUGUAACAAUAUAGUCUGGUACUAAUAUGGAUUUAUUACUUUGUAGUUAUCUUUUAGGAUUUAGAAGUGUCACCAUUUUUUGUUACUGUGCCUUUACUGAGCCUCACCCUUUCUUGAUGGGUGUAAAUGCACAUGAGCAUGUUCACGCACAGUCUCUCAUUACGUGUCCACAUUGUAACAUUGACUUCAGAUUGAUGCCAUUUUUAUAGUGACUCCCUGCAUAGUCAAUGGCCUUUCGUCUUCCUGUGUGUUUAAAUGCUUAAUUUGCACUUCUAAUUUCACCUCAGAAUGUAGUCACGCGUGUUAUAAGAUUCUCGCGCCCAGCUGCCUCACACAUUAUUUUAGACGUAUUUUGAGAUGAGUAUACAAUCAAUGCACAACCAUGAAUGCCUGUUUUGUGUCCUGCUGUCGGUCAUAAAUAUGGUUUAAAAAAUAAACAUUUAAUAUUUCAUUUGG
Messenger RNA from Triplophysa dalaica, 2197 nucleotides. RefSeq names its product transmembrane protein 205. NCBI's taxonomy places the organism in Eukaryota, Metazoa, Chordata, Actinopteri, Cypriniformes, Nemacheilidae. The record is from RefSeq and is a predicted model, not a curated record.